AUGAGAAGGAAAGAAGAACUGGACUUAGAAGAGAUUGAAGGAGCUGAAAGAAAACUAAUUUCAGAAGAUCAAAAGGAAGCAUUUCCUAAAGAGUAUUGGGCACUGUACCAUGACAGCAGAAUACCACCUAAGAGUAAACUCAUAGGAUUACAGCCUUUUCUGGAUGAAACAGGAGUGAUGAGAUUAAAUGGCAGACUGAGGUUUGCAGAAGUCCUGUCCUGGGAAGCAAGGUUUCCUAUUAUUCUUCCCAGAAAAAGGCCAGUGACAAAGUUGAUAGUUAAACAUCAUCAUGAAAUGUGUCACCACAUGGGAACAAAUACCACAUUAGCUUCAUUGUCUUCCAAGUUCUGGAUAAUAUCCUCAAGGGAGGAAAUUCGUGAAUGGGAAAAUGCAUGUUCUUGGUGUAAACAACAAAAAGCAAAGCCAGCACAACAACUCAUGGGCAAUCUUCCAAGGGUGAGAGUAGUUUGUUCAAUGAGAGCAUUUGUUCAAGCGGGAGUAGAUUUCGCUGGUCCAUUUCUCACUGUACAGGGUCGAGGUAAAAGCCGUCAAAAGCGUUACCUGUGCCUGUUCACAUGUCUAGCUACACGCGCUGUACAUUUAGAGAUCGCUUUUGGGCGAGACACAAAUUCGUUCUUGAAUGCUCUCUUCCGCAUGGCACACAGAAGGGGAAUGCCCAAGGAGAUCAUAUCGGACAACGGGACGAAUUUCGUUGGAGCUGUGAAAGAGCUUAAAGAGCUUGUGACUUCAUUAGAUUCUGACAUCACAAAAUCGAAAUUGGCAAACAGAGGCAUUGUAUGGAGAUUUAAUCCUCCAAAUGCUCCUCACUUCGGAGGUAUAUUCGAAUCGAUGAUCAAGUCAGCUAAACGGGCUAUUUAUGCUGUCCUCAGCUCAAGUGAUGUCACCGAUGAAGAACUGAUGACUGCUUUUACUUGGGCUGAAGCUCUGUUGAAUUCAAGACCACUCACAUAUCAGAGUGCCCACAUACAGGAUGAUGUUCCGCUCACACCAAACCAAUUUCUACAUGGGCAGCUUGGUGGAGACUUCGCUCCAGAAAUAGAUUCCACUUCCUUUUCUCCCCAGAAGCGUUGGCGGAGGAUCCAGGAACUCAUCAGGCAUAUCUGGAGAAGAUGGAUGAGAGAGUGGCUUCCAACGUUGAAUGUCAGAAAAAAGUGGAUCACGUCAUCAAGAGACUUCCAAGUUGAUGAUGUGGUGAUUGUCGUAUCACAAGAUAAUCCAAGAGGAACUUGGCCAAUGGGAAGGAUAUUGAAAACUUACCCAGGCAAAGAUGGCCAUGUUAGAGUUGUAGAUGUUAAAGUUAGAGGGUCGAGAUUGACUCGACCAGUUACAAAGAUCUGUCCUCUCGAAUAUCGAGACUGA
Molecule: messenger RNA, 1380 nt
Organism: Haliotis rufescens (red abalone)
Lineage: Eukaryota; Metazoa; Mollusca; Gastropoda; Lepetellida; Haliotidae
Exons: 1
Coding region: 1-1380 (459 amino acids)
Biological process (GO): DNA integration
Molecular function (GO): nucleic acid binding
Source: RefSeq, a predicted model, not a curated record